Hirsutella rhossiliensis is the source of this 2112-nucleotide messenger RNA. RefSeq names its product ATPase family associated with various cellular activities (AAA) domain-containing protein. The transcript is spliced from 4 exons. Gene Ontology annotation, cellular component: nucleus. The record is from RefSeq and is a predicted model, not a curated record. Lineage: Eukaryota; Fungi; Ascomycota; Sordariomycetes; Hypocreales; Ophiocordycipitaceae. Gene Ontology annotation, molecular function: ATP hydrolysis activity; ATP binding; DNA binding. Bases 1 to 2112 code for a protein of 703 amino acids.
AUGGUGGCCGCAAGGUCCAAGACAAAGGAUGGCAGGGCGAAACGAAGCUACUACGGCAUCGAUAUUCACGAGCUGAUGAGCCAAGCCUCCAAGGAUCUUGCCGACAAUAAGCAGCCCAAAGCGGCAAGCCCUGACAGCGCUGUUCGAUUCGUCGAAGAGCCAUCUACGGUCGUAGGCAAGAAACCCAAAAAGACGCUGCUCUGGACGGAAAAGUACCGCGCUCGAAGUUUCAUGGACCUCUGCGGGGAUGACGGCACAAAUCGGAUGGUGCUGCGGUGGCUGAAGCGAUGGGACUCGCUGGUGUUCCCAGGAGCGGUCAAAGCUAAACACUCGCGGCGGCCAGGGUCGAUGCACAGGGUCGACGAGGACAAGCCGCACCGCAAGAUACUCAUGCUCACCGGACCUCCGGGCCUGGGGAAAACCACUUUGGCCCAUGUCUGUGCCAGGCAGGCAGGCUAUGAGGUUCUCGAGGUCAAUGCAAGUGAUGAUCGCAGUCGCGACGUUGUGAAGAAUCGCAUCCGAACUAGCCUAGGAACCCAAAGUGUCAAGACGGUCACCAACGCCAAGGACGGCAAGACGCAAAGGCCCGCGAGGCCCAUGUGCGUCAUCGUCGACGAGGUUGACGGCGUCACAUCUGGCUCCGACGCAGCCGUCGGCCGAUUGAAGACGGUGUUUGAGAAGGAGGGAAUCCCUUGUGAAAAGGAUGCGGCAAGAAAGCUGUGCGAGGCAGCCUGGGGCAUUGCCAGUGGCAUCGACGCCAAGCGGGGUGCAGAAAGCACGGUCGAAGGCGAUCUACGGGGUGUCAUGGUGGUUGGCGAGUGGGUGGCUGGUCGAUUCCGCUCGUCGUCUCUGGCGACCAACCGGACGCUCACGAGGCAGUGGAUCGAGAGCAACAUUCUGCACGACCUAUCCAGCGGCGCGGCAGGGGCCCGUGGACUCGGGCGAGGCAGCACCAAGGACAUUAUCAACCGCCUCUUUCAAGAGGGAGGGGGCUUCCCGAAGCAAGCAGUGGAUCUCCCCGACUCCAAGGACAAGGCCAAGAACAUGCACGAACAGCCGCGGGCAGAGCUCGGAUUCGGGGAACAGCAGAAGAAGUACUCGAUGGAGCGUCUCAGCCACAUGAUCAACACGAGCGGGGAGAUUGGCAACAUUGUGACGGGCAUCUUUGCAGAGUACCCGAACCGCGAGUUCAACGACGACUGCUACCUGACGAAACCGAACCAUGCCUACGACUGGCUGCACUUCCACGACAUGUGCCAGUCGCGGCUGAAGCACUUUGGCGGCUUCGAUAGGCGGCGGGGAGCCGACGUGGAGGACGAUGCCGGCCCUCCGAUGCCCUUUUCGGGCCCGCGGGCCGACUACGAGGCGCGCGAGGCGGAGAAGCAGAGCCGAGCGCAGCUGCAGGCGCUGCAGGCGCAGCUGAGUCCGUCGCUGAUGCGGGUGUUCCGCAGCGCCGAGGACGUGGCCGCCGAGUUCCUGCCGUACCUGGUGCGCAUGGUGUCGCCCGAUGUUAAGCCCGUCGUCGUCGGCGGCAGCCAGGGGUCGAUGGCGAGCGUGCGGAAGGAGAGCGAACGUGCCCUGGUCAGGCGGGCGUCGGAGGUGCUGGCCGAGGUGGGCAUUGCGCUGGUCAAGGGCAAGAUUGAGAACGAGACGACCUCUGGGCGCGGACCGCAGUUCGUCUACCGUAUGGAUCCAGACCUCGACGCCCUCUCGGCCUUUGAGACUGGCGCCGCGCUCCUCCUCCCGGGGAAGGCGCCCACGCGCUACGCCGUGCGGCAGGUCCUCGACCAGGAGCUCCAGCGCACCGUGGCGCUGCGGGAGGCGACGGCGCGGCAGGCGCGGUUCCGAGCGGGCAACCCGUCGCGGCCGGCGAUGGCGGCCCCGCCUUUGCCUCUGGGCAAGAAGGCCAAGACGGGAGACGCUGGCGGCGCUGUCCCCGUCAAGAGGGACUUUUUCGGGCGCGUCGUCGAGGUGCGGCCGGUGGUGGAGGCGGAGGCGGAGGCGGGCGCGGCCAAGAAAGAGCUGCGCAAGGUGUGGGUUACGUUCCACGAGGGGCUGAACAAUGCGGUGAGGAAGCCGAUAUCGGUCGAGGAGUUUAUGCGCGGGCUGUAG